Molecule: messenger RNA, 5215 nt
Organism: Hydra vulgaris (swiftwater hydra)
Lineage: Eukaryota; Metazoa; Cnidaria; Hydrozoa; Anthoathecata; Hydridae
Product: adenylate kinase 9
Biological process (GO): nucleobase-containing compound metabolic process
Cellular component (GO): cytoplasm
Molecular function (GO): ATP binding; AMP kinase activity; nucleoside diphosphate kinase activity
Source: RefSeq, a predicted model, not a curated record
AAAUAAACAAUCUAAUUAUAUUUCAGUUAAGUUAUUUGAUUUUUGUUACUUAAGAAGUCAAGUUUGACGCUUUAUGUUUAUCUUCUUAUAUGCAGCAUCUAGAGAAUGUUGAGCUUGAUCCAUUCAGUGAUGAUCAGGCUGAGUUAAAUUACUUGAAAUCAAAGCCAACAUGUUUUAUAGUACUAGGAAAACCGGGAUGUGGAAAAAGCACUUUAGCUAAAGAGUUUAUAAAAGUAUGGAGAUGUUUACUAAUAACAGUGUCUGAUUCAAUACUCUAUGCCAUUCAAAAUCAAAGUGAAAGUGGCAAAAAAGCUCAUGAUAUUUUAACUAAUGGCGGUGUUGUGCCUGAACAUUUAUCACUGCAAAUUCUUUCUGAAAGGCUAUCCGCAGCAGAUGUUUUUCACUAUGGUUACAUCUUGGAUGGAUUCCCAUGUUACAGUGAAGCAUUUACCAUUGACGAGCAGAUUGCAUUUCUUAAAAAUUUGCCUCUUACACCAGACUACAUCAUCAACAUAAAGAUUUCUGAUGAUGAUCUUUUAAAACGGUGCAACAACUUGAAAGUUGAUCCUGUAACAAAUGACUCAUACACAGCCGAGUUUUACAAUGAUGAAAAUGACAAUGCUUUAAUAGAAAAUAAUUCUAAUUCAACGAUUGGAGAAAAAAGUUUAGAAGAAAAUGGACAAGUAGAUGGUGAUGAAGACAAUGAACAGAAAGAUGAGGAUAACCAGGAUAAUAAUCUUGUUAUUAUUAAUAAAUCAAGCAUAGUACUAAGAUUGCUGUUACGUUAUGAGGAGCUUGCUGGAAGUUUGAAUGAUACCUUGAUUAACUAUAAAGAAAGAGUUCUUAAGUGUUUAGAGAAUUUGAUGUCAGAGCAUGACCAACAAAAGUUAAUUGAACUUGAUGGCAACUUAUCACUAAAGCUUGUUUACAUGAGUUUACUUCAAAGAAUGGAGUUUGAACCAAUAAAUCAAGUUUUUGUUCCUGGAAAACUUAUUGGAGCAGAUAACCUAGUAGAAUUUUCCCAAGAUGAAAAAAGUGAUGAGAUAUUACGAAGUUUAUCUGGUAUUGGAUUGGUUACACCUGGAUAUAGAUGGAGGCGCAGCAAAUGGGGUACCUUGUGUCCUGUUGCAUUCCAAAGUGGUGAAAUGGUAAAUGGCCACCCAGAGUAUGCUGUGAGCUUUUUAGAUAAGAUGUACUUGCUCUCAUCUAAUGAAGCUGUUUUUAAAUUUAUGACAUCUCCGCGUCAGUUUAUUGUUCCUUUACAACACAUGUUAUCACCGUACAAAAUAGUUGUCUUAGGACCUCCUCUUUCAGGAACAACAACCCUUUGUAAUAAUUUAGCUAAUCAGUACAAAAUUCAGGUGAUCAAUGUAGAGAGUUUUGUAAAAGGGCGCUUGAAAAAGUUACAAGAUGAGCGGUUGCCAAAGUUACUUGAAGAAGCUAUAAUUAAAGUGAAAGGUUCAGAGGACUUAGCUAAAAGAGAUACUCUUGUUGAUACUGAAAGUUCAACAAAUGAAGAUAAACAAUUACUUGUCAAUGAAAUUGAUAUUAAUGAAAACCAUCCACAGGUAAUAGAGGAGGUGGAUGCAAAAAUAGGAGAAAUAGAGUUAUCUCCCAAAGAGUAUGUUGAUUGUAUUGAAGAAGCUCUAAUUGCUGCUUUCAAAGACACAAAUAAAGAUUACAGACAUUCAGGUUGGAUAUUGGAUAACUAUCCACAAACUAGAGAUCAGUUUAACAAUAUGGUAGAAAGGGAUAUAGCUAUUGAUAAUAUGUUUGUUUUUAAUGAAGACAGCAAUGCACCUGUUCUAGUUGAGCGAUGGAAUAAUAUUUACUGUAAAGGUAAAAACAAAGCUUCGCUAAGUGAGCAAGAUGAAAUCAAUUUAAAGAAAUAUAAAGAUUCUAUAUCUGAGUUCACUCAAAGUUGGCAAAGUAUUCAAUCUGCUAUUUCAUCUCACAAUGCUGUUGAGGUAAUGAUCAUCCCAACCAACAUUUCAGAGCAAGAUGCAUUUAGAUUAUCAAUAAAAAACAUAGAAGCUGCUUUUCAAUAUCAUCCUUGGAAGUAUAAUGAGUUUGAUGAAGAAGAAGAAGAGGAUGAUUAUGCUGCUACUAAUGAAGAAGUUGAAGAUGAAGAUGAAAGUAAUGAUCGCAACAAAAAAAAGCCUUUAGGUGAAACACUACAUUUCUGUCCAGUGAAGUUAAAAGAAAAUGAUGUUCUUUGGCCAGGAUCUAAUGAUUUUGCAGUUAAAUAUAGAGAAAAAGUUUACUUUCUCUCGAAUGCAGAUGCUCAAGAUCAAUUUAUGCAAAACCCAGAACUGUUUUUGCCACAAACUGAAAAGUUCAAGAUCCCAGCCAUUCGCUUUAUGUUGCUUGGCCCUAAAGGAUCUGGUAAAUCGCUUCAAGGAAGGUUGCUUGCUAGUAAGUAUGGACUUUUGCAUAUUUCGUUUAAAGAUCGCCUUCAAGAGCUAAUUAUUCAUAAGACAUUGAAAAAAGUGGGACCAGAUUUUCAGCAUCUAUAUGAAAAUGAAGAAAAUAAAGUUGAAAGUGAGGAGAAAAGAGCUGAAGUUUUUGAUUUGAACCCGUUUGAAAAAAACAUCUACAAUAAUAUCAUUGAAGGUGAACCACUCACAAAAGAAACAUUGGAUGCAAUCUUAGUACCAUGGUGGAAGGAAGAGCCAUUCAAAUCAAAAGGAUUCAUUUUAGAAGGAUUUCCGAGAUUACCAGAAGAAGUUAAUUACUUAACUGAAUCAGGUUUAUUUCCUGAUGGUGCUUUAUUUCUUAAUGUAAAGGAUGAAGAUAUUUAUAACAGACUUUCACCAUCUAUUAUCAGUCGAUGGAAGAAGCAGAAUGAUGUAAAAAUGAAAAAGAAACAGCAAAAAAAAGCAGAAAUAGAAAAACUAAAAGAGGAAAAGAGGAUUCUUCGUAGAAAGGAAAUUUUAGCUGAGAGAGAAGAUUUGCGAUCACAAAAAUUGAAUACAUCCCGCAAUAACGAAGAUGAAGAAUCUGAAGUAGAUGAAGGUGAAGAUGAAAGUAACAUCGACGACAUUAUAGAACUUGAAUUAAUAGAAGAAUUUGGAGAAGAUGAUGAGGAAGAUGAAGAAGAUAAUGAAACUGAAGAAGAUGCUAUUAAUAAGAUAAAAUCUGAAUUAGUAGAUAAAUAUAAUGAUGAAUCAAGUUUAAUAACUGAGCUAAAGGAAGCCUUUGAUGAAGAAUUGAUUUAUACUUUUGAUGUAGAUUCAUCACGCAAACCUCAAAUUGUUCAAUAUUGUCUCACAAAAUUGCUUAAAAAACACCUUUUGUGUCGAAAUUGUUUUUUUGAUAAAUGCCAAAUUUUAAAACCAACUGUUGCUAAAAACCUGUUAAAACAAGGAUAUAAAAAACUUAGCAGAUUUGGAAAGUGGUGUCCUGUUAAGCUGUAUGACAAUGAGACAUUAAUGCCUGUUCAUAAAAGUGAAAGAGAAAAAUUUCCUGUUGCUUAUCGCCAUUUUAUAUACUUUUUAUCAUCAAAAGAAGCAUCUGAAUGUUUUAUUGAAAACCCAAAGCAGUUUCUCACUGCAAAAUCUCCGAAACAUUUUGUACCUGUAAAAAUUGCUGUAUUGGGUCCUCCAAAAUCAGGAAAAACUACUCUUGCUAAUCGCUUUGUCAAAGAACUUGGUCUGGUACGAUUGUCUAUAGGAGAGGCUAUGCGUCACAUUUUAGUCAGUCACUCAAAGACUGAACUUGUUCGUAAAAUGCAAAAUUGUUUAUUAAAAGGUUAUGUAAUCCCUGAUGAGUUAGCAAUUGAAGCCCUUGAACUUCGUUUACUUGAUAUUCAAUGUUCUAUGAAUGGAUAUGUUUUAGAUGGUUACCCAUGCACCAUGCACCAGUUUAAUCUUCUGAAAGAUAGAAAAAUUAUUCCUUAUAAAUUUAUUGAGCUCAUUAUAUCUGAUCAAGAAAUUUUACAAAGAGGGUUAACAGAUAGGAGAUCUGUUUAUAGAUUAUGGCCAUUACAUGAUAGUCAUGCUAUAUUAGCAAUUCGAAUUGCUUGUUAUAGAAAAGAAUCUGUUUCAAUUCUUGAAUUCUGUCGUGAACAGUUCAAAAAUCAAUUUUGUGUUAAUGCAGAAAAUUCCAAGUGGUGGGUAUACAAUGAAGCUGUAAAAGAAGUGUCAAAAGCUGUGGAAAAUAUACAAGGAUAUAUAGAAUGUAUACAGAGAGGUCGCCCUGCUCCUAUAAAAUCUAUGUGUAUUACUCCUAGUGAAAUUCAAUCGAGACUUGGAGAGUUUUUAGACUACUGUCCUGUCAGUUUAGCACUGAAAAUGGAACUAGUUAAUUGCGCUGACCUAAAAAAUGACGAUUUAAUUGCUGAAUAUCGUGGAAAGUUUUAUAAGUUUUCUGACGAGAACAACAUGUUACAAUUUCUUAAUACUCCCACUAAAUAUGUAAUGCCGCUUGCUCCUAGAACUCUACCUGAUAAUGAAAGGCUACCUAAAAGAGUAUUUGGCGAUUUUUUAAAAAACAUUUCUUUUCAAACAAUCGCAUUUCAAGGUUACUGUCCAGUAACCUACAUUGAUGGUGAUAAAAAGUACGAAAAACUUGUUAAAGGUCAAAAAGACUUAGUGGCUGAAUUUAAGAAUUCUCUUUUUAUGUUUACUUCUGCCGAUUGUCUUGAUAAAUUUAUGAGGUCUCCGGAAAAGUAUGCUUAUGUAACUCUUCCCAAAAAAUUACCUCCAUCCAAAGAGGUUAUUGAUGUAUUAAAGCUACCUAGGCUGGGUUAUAUGGAACAGACACUGUCAGUAUCGAUUAUUAAAGCGUUAACUGCUGUUGGGAUGUUAAAGCCCAUCUUUCCAUUCUUAUCAGUUAAAAGUUCUGCCCUUAUUUAUGUAGCUUAUCACUUGAAAGCUUUCAAUCCAAAAUCAAAUGAAAUGGUUAAAGCAAAGUAUAAGAAAAAACUUAGGCUAUUUGAAAAACAAUGCGAAAUAGUACCCUAUCUAGGUCGAACUAUGAAACGCAAGUAUUUAGAACCAGACGAUCGUCCACUCGAUUUCGAUCUGAAGUUAAACACAUUUUUUUCGUUUCAAAAAACUUUGUUAUAAAAAUUGUAAACGCGCGCGUGAAUGUAUUUAUUCAUUAAAAUACAUAAUGAUUAAAAUAAAAUGGUCCAAAAUGUGUUGUGUAUAUCUGUUGUUGGAAUUCGCGUGCGUAUUUUUAGGAACGCGUUCUUAAAAAUAUGUAUUACUGU